Notothenia coriiceps (black rockcod) is the source of this 1817-nucleotide messenger RNA. RefSeq names its product CERK like autophagy regulator (gene cerkl). The transcript is spliced from 10 exons. The record is from RefSeq and is a predicted model, not a curated record. Gene Ontology annotation, biological process: sphingolipid metabolic process; phosphorylation. Gene Ontology annotation, molecular function: lipid kinase activity. NCBI's taxonomy places the organism in Eukaryota, Metazoa, Chordata, Actinopteri, Perciformes, Nototheniidae. The annotation marks the transcript as partial.
AAAGAAGAGGAAGAAGAGGAGGUUAAGGGGGAAGAGAAGAACAGUGAGGGUGUUUUGCUGCGUGGGAUCUUCAAAGUGGGGAAGAAGAGUCAUGAUGUGUUACUCACCCAAACGAGGCUGACGUGGAUCCCCAUCAUCCCGGAGAACCCCACAGGUGAGACGAGCGUCCCGCAGCCAGGUGUACUGCUGCUGCAGGAUGUGUAUGCAGUGAAGGUGAAGCGGCGGCGGGCGGCGGGACAGCAGUCGGGGGGGGCCGUGCUCGGUGUGGCUCUGUUCUGCUGCAAGAGGAGAGGGAGGAGGCUGGAGAAAGAUACGCUGCACCUCCACAACGCCUCCACAGAACACACACACAUAUGGUACAACACCCUGAAGGAGCUGAUCAAAGGUCACCUGCAGCAGGUGGACAUGUGCAGCUUCUCGUCUCUCGGUCAGUUGGUGCAUUUCGGUUUCUCCGCCAUGUUUGGCUUUGGUGGACAGUGCUUAGCGCGGGCGGAGAAGAAGAGGUGGAUGUCCUCAACGCGGAGACGAGAGUAUGCUCUGGUCAAGACGCUGGCUAGGCUGAGACCAGAGGACUGUCAGCUGUCUUUUCUACCAGCAAAGAAGUCAAACAGAGACAAGGACUCCGGGUCAGUUGAUGCAGAAGUGGAGGAGUCCUGGACGACCAAUCAGGGCUUGUAUCUGAGCAUCAGCAUCAUGUCCGUCCCCUGCCUAAGCCCACACACACCUCGAGGUCUCGCUCCCAACACCAGUUUGGCAAAUGGCAGCGCAGCAUUGAUCGCAGUCGGAAACACUUCCAGGUCAGAGUUCAUCAAACACCUGAAGAGAUACGGCAGCUCCAGUGGACAGUUCAGCUUCUCCUUUGUGGAGACGCACGACGUGUCCGCAGUGAGGAUCCGCUCUCGCUCGCUGGUUGGCUGGUCGGAGGAGGAGAGUGAGGAAGAGGGCGAAUCCAAAACCUCGCCAAUCAUCCAAUCAGAGGCCUCCGCUUUUACCCUGAACAUCGACGGAGAGCUGGUGGAGAUUGCUAACGAAGUGCUUAUCAGGGUCCACCCGCGGCUCAUCACUCUGUACGGGGAGGAGGUGGACGAGGCCGAGUCGACCGUCUCCUGCAGCUGCAUCUGAGUCCAUCAGAGAGACAAAAACACAUCGCCAUGGUAACAACAGUGACUCGACAGUGCCUUCUCUGGGUCAUUACUGUUUCCAUCGCGAUGUGAACUAAUGUAGAAGCUUUAAUCAAAGUACAAACAGAGCUUUGCAGCUUCCUGUUUACUUCAUGCAUUGUUUUGUUUUUAUAACUUCAGCUUUAAUAACAUAACGUAACUUUUGUAAGCUCUCUUUAACUCCAAACUACCCGUGCUUUGUAAAGUUUCUCACGCCUAGACCAGACUGAAGAGGAUAAAGAUUUUUUUUAUUUUAUUCAAAUUAAUGUUAAUAUUUUACAAAAUGUUAAUACCAAGCUCUUCUCAAAUGGCUUUAGUUUGCUAAUGCCUAUUUUUUUUACAAUUUUCAAUUUGUUUUAACCUGUCCAGUUUCUGGAAGUUAAAAGUAUUGAAUCCAACACAAAAAUAUAAAGUUUAUGUUAAAUGUUUUUGUACAGAUGAGCAGAACCAGACUCGACGAGCCCAAAGUGUCCAAAGACUGUAAUAUUUGAAUAUAACAUUUUUUAUUAUAUUAUUCUGAUAAAGCAGUCUUUUAACAGAUGUAAUCAUGAUGAUGAAAACGAUACAAGUUGUUGUUUAAAUAGAAAAUCCUUAAUUUUAAUAAAAAGGUGUUGCUAAAAGCAGUGAGACUCCAGUGCAGAACAACUUCACAAAAAA